This is a messenger RNA of Toxoplasma gondii ME49, 404 nucleotides long. RefSeq lists its product as hypothetical. The coding region runs from base 27 to 404 and encodes 125 amino acids. NCBI's taxonomy places the organism in Eukaryota, Apicomplexa, Conoidasida, Eucoccidiorida, Sarcocystidae. The transcript has a single exon. The record is from RefSeq and is a predicted model, not a curated record.
CACGCUGGUGACCAUAGUGGUGACGGAUGGUAUUAAAAGAGAAUUUGCGCGUGAAGCAGGUACACCAGGGGGAGGAUCCCAUGGAUAUUGGUUACCAGCCGGGGAAUGUUUGGUCCGUCGGCUCGGAGGUGGAUGUGAGCUGUUGUGUAUUUGUGGAACGAGCGGUGAAGCCUGCCGAAAUUAGCGGAACCGUCAGAGAAUGCCGCCACGCGCCUGCGGGAAACAGUUGCAACGCCGAUUGUUUGUCGUCACCGACUGUGCACGUCCUUAUUUUCCUCACAACGACCACCGAGGGAGGUGUUUGCCAGAUGGCGAAGGCGAAGUACGUUGGCCGCCGCCAAGAAGCGAUCUGUCUGCAGGCCGCCCUCGGAGAAAUGCUGAGCGAGAUCACAAAUCCGCUAUGA